AUGAACAAAAUAAAUCCGCUACAGUAUCCGGGGGAGGUGGAUAAGAAGACGUUGAAGGUAGGUACUAAUAUUUUCGUAGUGUAAAUGUUGUAAAAUACGAAUAAAAUCAUCGACUUGUAUUUUUCUACACCCGUGGUUAUUUCAUCUCUCGCUUUUCUUCCAACCCAAUCGUACGCGGUGCCCGUGUUUAUUUAGUCGAGUGGUUAGAGGUCUAGCUUUUGGAUCCAACAGUCCCUAGUUCGAUUCCCGUCUGAAUAAAAAUUAGCAAUCGCCCAUUUAUAACCAUGCAUUUAUUGCAUCGCUAAAGUGUGUGGCUCCACUAUGGGCAAAAAUGUAGAUUCAAUGUAGUUAUGAAUGGACUGCUAAGAGAUGCCUUAGCAACUCUGGUCUACGUUGAAGACAUUUUUAAGCUUGAUUGACUAAGCAGGACUGCACGUAUUACUUUAGCAGCUUAUGGUAUAUUAAAUUUUUUUACAGUACUAAAAAGGUAAACAUCCCACGUGUCACGCAUACGUUUCCUCGUUUUUUAAAAAUUUUACACACCAUAUGGGCCUAGGUCUAAGAUCAAUACUGAAAAUUUACGCUCGCGUUUUGGAGAUACAUGUAAUAUCAAUUCAACCAUUUUUACCGUCGACAAAACUUUUUAAAAAGUGUGGAGAACUCAGGUGAUAAAGGCUAGGCAUACAUAUGUCAUAAUGUAAGUUGUCUACCUUUGACUUGGGCAAAAAAUCUCACCAUUAGUUACUUCUGCAAAGCGCAAAUUAGGAGCCUCGCGUGUGUCAAACAUUAGAAAAAAUAACUACAAUUUGUAAGCAUUUCAUUAAUGUUUUCAACGUCUCACUUUGAGCAUGUUCUUUCUAAUAGUGCUACGUCCACUUUGAAGUCACAAACCCGAACCAAGUCAACGCCAAAAUGUCACAUCACUUUUUCUUUGCCUACACUCUUCAAAAACCACUAAUGACAUAAAAGAUUGACCUAAUGCAUUUAUCCCUUUCACCUGUUGUGGCUUUAACUUUCAAUGUCAAAACAUUUAGAUUAUUCGUGCAUUUCAGAAGGCCGCUUUGAAGAUAAAGAAUGUCCGACGGAUCAGCGAGCUCAGUCAGGAUCUUCAAUAUGAAAAGCCGAUCGAAGAAUUCACAUUGCCGGAGAAAGAGAAGCCAAAAGAGUCGAAAAUACGGAGGCUGAUUCGAAUUUUGACAACUAAUCCGCCGGUUUGGGAGGGUAAGAUCAGUUUUUAUUGUGCUAAGUCGGACUGUAGAUAUUUCAGAAAGUGAGUUGUGAACUUAGACUACAGUAAUACUAUUAUUAAAGACUUUUAUUACAACAUAAGUUCAUACUUAUGAUGACAAAAUUACGGUCAAAUUUAUUUAAAAAAAACUUAUUUUAUUAUAAUUCCGUCUGGUCCAAGUCUAAAUAAAGUUUAUUUGAACGUAGCUUUGUUACGACAUACAUAUGAUAAUAGUAAAUUCCAGACAAGACACUCAAAGAAAUGGCGGCCAAAAUGAAGCCGGUGGAGAAGGCCAGAGACAUUUGUCCAUUGCAUUGCCUCCAAAAGACAAAAGAACAGUCCAUCUACAACAAGUAAGCUCCAUUUAAGACCAAAACAAGGCCUUUAAAAAAUGAUGACAUAAAAUUUUCAUUGAAAAAAUGUGUUUGCUACAAUUUACCGUUCAAAAUUUUCUCAAAAGCUGUUGAUUUCAAACGACGGCACAGUAAAUAUCGCUACUGCAGAGUCCGUCUUCGACAUCUUGAACUUGAGCCGCUCUGUUGCUGCUCUUCAUGUGUGGUUCGAGGCGGAUGUGGCGCCGUAAUUGCGGGCGAGGCACUGUACAUUGUAAUAACAACAAUAAUUUGCUUUCUAAAAUUAUACGACAAUGGGAAGAUGACCUUGUGGAGAGGAUUACAACCCUCCUUUUAUUCGUUGGUAACACAUCCUGCCGCCUAUUAUGUACAGCUGCUUUACAAUAUUGUAAGUUGUGGCGAGGGUAGUGUUGUAAAGACAUUGUAAAGACUGUGAUUUCAAGAGAAGAAGAUAGAAUUCUUUUGUGUGGAAGAUAGACAAUUGGCCGGUAUUCAGAGAAAUUUCUUCUGUAGACGGUUUAAAAAAUUUGUGGUCACAAGUGCAACGAUUGGGUCUGAAGCAAAUGUAAAAAAAUAUGUUAAAAAUUUGGAUUACAUUUUUCAAAAAUAUUUGCGAGAUUUUUUUUAGCUUGUACUUUGCGGAAAUAACCGAUGACUUUUGUUGGAAAGUUGAUCAAAAUCCGACUGCAAUUUGAGCAAGUGUAUUGCUUGAAAAAUUUCGGCCAGAUUUUUACUAUACAUAGAUCUCAAUUUUCUACAAAACAUGUUUUUUCUUUGACCGCUUUUCGCUUUUCGCACAUUCUCCCGUUGACAAAGAUUGCUGAAUAUCUUGGCUGCCUCUUUCAAAACUUGUUGUUUUUCAUAAAUUGAUAUCUAACCUAUAAUACAGUUUCUGUACAUAAUUUAAACAUAACACUUCGAAAAUUUUGUUUGUCAUCAAAUAAAAACUAAGCGAUCGUAAUCACUAGCAAUGCUGAAAAAAGGUGAUUUCAGACCAGCACUUGGAUGGUUUACAUUUUCCUGAAAGGAGUCAUCAAAUUCGACCGUCUUUAUGUCAAACUUCACUGGCAGUAUGACUUCUUCGCCCUUGGCUACAACUGUCUGGCGUUCGCUGUUCACGGUCAGUGCGGUUUAUACACGAUUUUCAAAUGUUUUUAUUAUCUUCUUCAGGAUCUCAGCACUACAUUAGCUACGAUCUUAGUAGUCUUGUAUUGGUAAGUAUCUGGCCAUGAAAGGUUUUUUUAGUAUUCAUGCAGGUCUUCAGUAUUAGUGUUAGUAUUUCAAUUCCAGACCGCUUGUUUUGCAUUGCAAAUUCCUUUACAACUGUGGGCCAUCAGCAUUGUCAAGGAGUGCUUUCAUUUCUUCAACAUGCUUUAUGUUCUCAUAAUGAUUGCCGAACCAUAG
Messenger RNA from Bursaphelenchus xylophilus (pine wood nematode), 2985 nucleotides. The record is from the annotation of a GenBank genome assembly. NCBI's taxonomy places the organism in Eukaryota, Metazoa, Nematoda, Chromadorea, Rhabditida, Aphelenchoididae.